AUGGAUAAAAGUUGGAUCGAUCUACCCACUGGUCAUCAUGAAUAUAUCGACGGUUGUAUGGAAUUUAUUGAGUUUGCCAAGCAAGAUCUAGUCGAAGGAAAAAUUAGAUGUCCAUGUAAGAACUGUAAGGUAGAGAAAUGGUUCUCCGUAAAUGAAGUGGAGAGGCAUAUUUUGUUCAAGGGAUUUUAUAAGCCAUAUGAGGAUUGGAUUUUUCAUGGUAAAGGGGAUACGUUUCAGCGUAUGUUUGAGAGUGAUGGAGGGAUUACUAGUGAAGGAUCCCUUGAUAACCAAAGUGGGUUUGUAGGUCGAGAUAAUAUGGGAGGGCUAUUAAGAUCAGCAUUUAGUGUUAAUAUGCCUCCCAAUUGCCCAAAUUUAGAAGCACGAGAGGAUGAUGAAUGGAUUGAGGAGCCCUUGGCCUAUGACACAGAUGUAGAAUAUGAUUAUUCUACAAUAGAAGAAGAUGUGACAUAUAAGAAGUUGCUUGAAGCUUCUGAGGAGAAAUUGUACGAGGGGUGUAUCAAUUUUUCAAAGUUAUCUUUUCUGUUACACUUGUUUCACUUGAAGUGUAUGAAUCACUGGUCCAUAGAAUCUUUCAAUAUGUUGUUGAAGCUAAUUCUAGAUGCAUUUCCUCAAAUACUUGAUUUUCCCUCUUCUUAUUAUUACAGUAAGAAAAUGAUAAAAGACUUGGGCCUUGGGUAUGAAAAGAUUGAUGCUUGUCCGAAUAAUUGCAUGUUGUAUUGGGGUGAAUUUUUAAAGAAAGACAAGUGUCAUGUUUGUGGUACAUCGAGGUGGAAGAAAACUAAGGAUAGGGGCAACGUUGUAAGUGAUCAAGGUACGGAUACUUGUAAGAAAGGUGUGCCAGCUAAGGUAAUGCGAUAUUUCCCUCUUAUACCGAGACUAAAAAGAAUCUACAUGUCAUCAUCAACAGCAGAAGAUAUGAGAUGGCAUGAUACAGAGCGAUUGGGUGAAGAUGAUAAGAAGAUUUUAAGGCAUCCUUCAGAUGGCUUAGCAUGGAAGGCAUUUGAUGAGCGUCACAGUGAUUUUGCAUUAGACCCUCGUAGUGUUCGAUUAGGUCUUGCGAGUGAUGGUUUUAAUCCUUACCGUUUAAUGAACACCACUUAUAGUACGUGGCCAGUGAUGUUGAUUCCUUAUAAUCUUCCACCAUGGUUAUGUAUGAAACCGUCUUCUUUCAUUCUGUCCACGCUUAUUCCUGGAAAAUCAGGUCCCGGAAAUGAUAUUGACGUGUAUCUGCAGCCAUUAGUGCAUGAAUUGAAAUUGCUGUGGACAGGGGUUGAAGCUUUUGAUGCUUUUGCCGGAGAGAAAUUUAAUUUGCGUGCGGCUUUGCUUUGGACUAUGAAUGACUUUCCCGGCUAUGCAAUGCUCUCUGGUUUGAGCACAAAAGGUUACAAUGCAUGUCCUAUAUGCUUAGAUUCCACGCCUUCUGAUAGAUUUGGGAGCAAGAUUUGCUAUUGUAGCUAUAGAAAAUGGUUACCUGCAGAUCACCCAUAUCGAUGUCAAGGUGACAAGUUUUGUGAGAAGUUUGGAACUAAUGAGUGGGGUAAAGCCCCAUCUCGUCCUAGCGGCACUGAUAUAUUGAGGCAGCAAGAAAAGGUGAAGCAUGUUUACGGAAAGUCGAAGGCACCACCGAAAAAGAGGCAAAGAGGACACGAUGAUGACGAUGAUGUCCAAGAUGAAAGUGACUUUGGUACCAAGAGAAGCAUAUUCUUUGAUUUGGUGUAUUGGGAGCAUAAUCUUCUAAGGCAUAAUUUAGAUGUGAUGCACAUUGAGAAAAACGUGUCUGAGAAUAUUUUGGGAACUCUUCUUAGCAUGGAUAAGAGUAGAGAUAGUAGGAAUGAUCGAGAAGCCCUUGAAGCAUGGAGAAUAAAGUCUCACCUUUGGCUGAGUACUAAUCCUAACGGAGGUGAAUGCAUGCCUCCGGCUUCCUAUUCUAUGUCUACGGAGGAGAAGGAGAGGUUCCUAAAUGUUUUGCAGAAAAUUAAAGUUCCUGAUGGAUAUGGAUCCAACCUUUCUAGUUGUGUGAAUAUGAAGCAAAGGAAGUUGAUUAACCUCAAAAGUCAUGACAACCAUGUUCUAAUGCAGGAUAUCCUUCCCGUUGCCUUAAGGGCCUCGAAAGCUACAAAAGUAAUUGACUUGUUGGCUAGAUUGUCUUCCUUUUUCAAGAAGUUGUGCUCUACAACUAUUGAUCCAGAUGAUUUAGAUGGUCUUCAAAAUGAAAUUAUUUUAACUCUUUGUGAGUUGGAAAAGGAGUUUCUGCCUUCAUUUUUCACAAUCAUGGUCCAUUUGUUGAUUCACUUAGUGGAGGAGGUUAAACUUGGUGGACCAGUGCAAUACAGAUGGAUGUAUCCCAUUGAAAGAAGGCUUCCUUUUAGAGGAGACAAUUAG
Spinacia oleracea (spinach) is the source of this 2403-nucleotide messenger RNA. RefSeq lists its product as uncharacterized. The record is from RefSeq and is a predicted model, not a curated record. The coding region runs from base 1 to 2403 and encodes 800 amino acids. The transcript is spliced from 2 exons. NCBI's taxonomy places the organism in Eukaryota, Viridiplantae, Streptophyta, Magnoliopsida, Caryophyllales, Amaranthaceae.